GCCUGCUUCUACGAUGGCGCCGUUGACUUUUGAUGUAGACUGUACAGCAGAUCAGACGAUUGAAUGCAUAUACUCGUUAUAUUUCGGACACUGGGCCAGAUAGAAAGUCCUGUGGCACCUUGAAGUCAAUAUCUUGUUGUAAACACCCCGAAUAAUUUGGAUGCUAUCGUGGUCAACUUAGGCGCAGGCCGAAGAGCAUCGACAACCUUCCCCAACUUUUCUUCCGACCCCUGCGACCAUCUCUGCUUCCUUCAUAUCCACCUUCCACACUCCACGCUCCACGCCGUACACACUCGACAAGCUACUUAUCCCUACCCCCCUCCCUUCUCAAUCUAUCCCGCACGCGUGCAGUUCGUCCUGUCGCUUCGAUUCUUUACCAUCGUCUCCAAGCUCUAGCGUACCGGCGCGUCGUCUCCGCCCAGCAGCUCCAGUCACGCUUCGGCCCGGCUAGGCAAGACCUCUCGAGCUUCAUCUAGACCCGCCCGCAGAAACGUCGCAUCCUGCCGAUCACCGACCAGCGCAUACCCUCUCCCUCCCUCCCUCCGAGCCGCGAUGGCUCAAUCGACCGACCAAGUGGUCGACCAAGUCGCCCAGCUUAACGCCGCUCGAAGCCUCGUCCUUGGCGAUGCCGCGCUCUAUCCGCAAAUCGUAAACGGCAUCCUGCCCAUCGUCGGAGCCAACGCCAGACUGGAAUUGAGGAGGUGGGGUGCAGACUUUUUAGCAGAGACUUUCGCUAGUCCGAUCCUAGCUACGGUGCAGAAGCAGCAGCUUGCGCCGACGGUCUUGCAAUCGAUUCAAGAGACCUUAGCUCUGCCCGAGACAGAUACGGCAGUCCUGUCGAGCUUGGUGCAGACAUCUGCUAGCCUGUACCCGCUCAUAUUCCGCCAUAUUGUGAAUCACCCGGAAGAUACCACGACAUGGGAAACCAUGAAUGCGGUCAAACAAGAGAUCCUUCGGAAAAUGGACUCUUUCCCAUGCCCGGUCAAGAUUUGCUGUGUCAAGUUUCUACAGCGCGUGGUUCAGGUCCAGACGCCCGGUUUAAUUGCGGACCCCAGGCGACCUGAUCAGAAUGAGACGUCCCUGGCCGUUGUCCCCCGGACCCACGCCCUGCUUGCUAUCCCACACCUGGAAGCCGAGGCAUCGGGUCUACUUGACCGACUACUCGGGGUUUUCCAGGAAGAGACAAGUGACCCACUUAUCGUUAAUGCGACGCUGAAUUGUCUUGCGCCUUUGAUCCGUACUCGCCAGUCGAUUGCGAACAAAAUUAUCAUGACUAUUAUGGACUUCUAUCCCUCCAAACAUGUCCGUCCACCAUUCACACCUACCGUCCGUGUCGGUGUCAAGUCUAUGGAACGUACGGCCCGAGCAUUGCUUUUCAAUGUGAUGAAGAAGAACCCUAGCCACCCGCUCAUGGGAAAGAUGCAAGCGUACAUCGAGCGUUUGAUGCAGUCCCGACUAGAAGUCACCGAAGAUGCAUCUCGGAAACGUGGCCUACCCGUUGAGCCGACCGAUGGCCUGGAUAAUGCUAAGCGGGCCCGUCUUGACGCCAUGACACCUCCACUGCUCAAUAUUCCCCCUCUGCCUCCAGGCCCGACCAGCUUUGAUCAAUUGUUCACCAUCACUCAGGAUAUCGGUCUGUCCUCCUUUGAUGUGAAACAGCUGCCUCCCGAUCUAGUGGUGAAGAUUGCCGUCCCACUACUAUGCCAAGUGAACCCGUCGUUGCUUACUCAGGCUGUCGAUGCUAUACGAAACAGAUAUCAGACCAUAACGAAAGAACAAAAUUUGAAGCGGCAACAGCUGCAUCAGGCUGCUAUUGCUGCGGCUGCGGAUGACGACGACGAUUAUGAGCCCGACUAUGAACCGCUGGAUGUUGGAGCGAAUGUUUCGGAGGAUGCCACUGCUCUCACAGCAGAGGAUGUAGAGCUGGAGCCCGAUUUGGUAUCAUUGGGGCCCUUCGUUCUGCCUCAACCGCCACCAUUGACCGAGGAAGAGGCUGGUGAUGUUGGGCGUAGCGCUGUUUCGCGAGUUUUCAGCAUGAUCGACGCUGUCGAAACCACCUCGUCGCCUGCGCAAAGCAAGAGCCAGCAACAGCCGGGCUUCGCACGGCUAGCCGGAAGCACCUUUGACCGAGAUGCUUGGGUUAUUCUUCUUACUCGUUUGGCCACUCGCGCCCCAGCUGGUCUGGAGGGCAGUGACCACGCCAAAGGAGACUUGGUCGGUGGCAGAAGACAAGCGACUAUUUCAGAUUCGAUCCGCGAAACACUGUAUCGGUAUAUUUUGGAGGAUUUCCGCGCUCGACUCAAGAUUGGAAUUACCUGGCUCAAUGAGGAGUGGUACAAUGACCGGGUUCGCAUGAAGGCGGCUAAUUCGGAGCGUGGUGAUGAAGACGAGGAGGAGCCCACCGUGGCACUCUAUUAUGAUACCUGGGUUCUUCGCCUUCUGGAUGGUUUCCUGCCAUACCUUGACUCCCGUGAUAUCAAGGUAUUAGUACGAUUCCUCAGUGAGAUCCCAGAGGUCACUAUCGCCAUUACACAGCGGGUGGCCAGCCUGGCUAAAGAUCCGGAACGUGUGAAUCUUACCGUGCAGGCUUUGAUGUACUUGGUCAUGUUCCGGCCCCCAGCCCGAGAAAUGUGCCUUAACACGCUCGAGGACGUCUACCAAACUUAUGAGGAAUCGCGCCCCGCAGCUGGCAAGAUCCUGGCCAGGUGGCGUCCCCAGGCACUUCCUGCGCCUGCUAAGACGACCCCAGCGCCGGCCCCCUCUUCCGCUGUGGAGUCUGCACCAGCCGCUCCCCCGGCCGAGGUGCAAGGCCCGGCUGCAUCAACAUGAACCCCUAAAGACUUUUUUCAUUAUUAUGGAGUAGAGCGCAGAAUGGUGGACGAAUACAUAUGGCUUUUUUCUGAAGAUUCAAUUUCUUUCCUUGUCCAAAUCGAUACCUUUCUUUUUCUUGUUACUACACUCCCAUAUCCAAGUUUCGUUUUCAUAUCUUGAAUUGAUGGGUCUACCACUUGAAAGGAAUUGAACUCCCGGUCCAACUUUGCUUGACAGCUACGCUCAUAGCAUUUCGUUCGCGAGGCCAAGAAGUAUGUAUCAUGGGUCCAGCGGAAUUCUUAGCCACCAAGUGGGCUCGGACUCUGGCUUGGGUUGGGAAUAUUCUUUGUUCGAGGAACUUGGAGGCUCCUAGCGACACUCGGAUUUCGGUCUCUAGAUUCUUUCCACCAAAGUGAAUCUGCUUUGAUCAACCCUUCGAUCUAAAUAUACUGGUUAUUUUGUAUUGAAACAUUUACUUAUCCUCAAGUCGCGCAGAACGGGUGGAUAGAUAAUGCGUUCUCCUUUGAAUCCAAUCCCUUUUUUCACGGGGU
This is a messenger RNA of Penicillium brasilianum, 3362 nucleotides long. The record is from the annotation of a GenBank genome assembly. NCBI's taxonomy places the organism in Eukaryota, Fungi, Ascomycota, Eurotiomycetes, Eurotiales, Aspergillaceae.